This is a messenger RNA of Scomber japonicus (chub mackerel), 2578 nucleotides long. It is a transcript of the gene pde4ca, whose product is annotated as phosphodiesterase 4C, cAMP-specific a. The record is from RefSeq and is a predicted model, not a curated record. Lineage: Eukaryota; Metazoa; Chordata; Actinopteri; Scombriformes; Scombridae. Gene Ontology annotation, biological process: signal transduction. Bases 137 to 2578 code for a protein of 813 amino acids. Gene Ontology annotation, molecular function: 3',5'-cyclic-AMP phosphodiesterase activity. Gene Ontology annotation, cellular component: cytosol; perinuclear region of cytoplasm; nucleus. The transcript has 18 exons.
UGCAAAAUAAAGCUAGCUGUUUAUCACUGGACUAAUGACAGCUGAGGGUUUUUGAAGAGGCGGGGAAAUAGUUGUUUUUUACUGAGUGACAGCCCAAGGAAGUAUUGGUGCCAGUGUUCUUCAUAUCUGAUCUUAAAUGUGGUUCCUGUAUCCUCCUCUCUUGGCAUUUCCUUCCCAGUUGUCUUGUUCCCAUGAUACAGUAGCAGAAAGUAUGAGAAGAAAUAGCUCAUCAAAACUUUUCAACUUAACCGAGAGGCAGUGGGACUCUUCAGAGCAGGCUGCCUACAUUGAGCCUUUCCAAGAUGUCAGAUGUGCCGUGAAGAGGCUCUUCUCAGGCAAACUGCAGCUUCCCAAGCUGUCCUGCAGACACUCCAUGCAGGACCAACCUGAGGAGGACUCAGCAUCCAAACCCAUAGUCUUCAGCGUCAAGCCUUCCCGGGGUCUCGGGACUCUGACCAGCUGUUUUGAUGUAGAGAAUGGAUUGUCAGUGGGGCGUAGUCCUCUCGACCCCCAGGCCAGCCCUGGCUCUGGUGUGGUCAUACAAGCCAACUUUCCUCACAGCCAGCGACGGGAAUCCUUUCUCUACCGCUCGGACUCUGACUUUGACCUGUCACCCAAAGGUCCUUCCAGAAACUCCUCCACUGCCAGUGACCUGGAAGAAAGCUUGAAGCACUGGGAAGUCAACUGGUUGUCAUCUCGGCACACAGAAGACAUGAUAGUCACACCAUUUGCACAGGUCCUCGCCAGCCUGAGGACAGUCCGAAGUAACUUUGCCGUCAUAACCGGCCAGCAAGAUCGCACAGCCAGCAAGACACGAUCCUCAGGCAACAAUCCACCAUCCAUGUGCAAGACCAGUCUCGCAGAGGAGCCUCACCAGCAGCUGGCCAUAGAGACUCUGGACGAGCUGGACUGGUGUCUAGAGCAACUCGAGACGCUGAAAACUCGACACUCUGUCAGCGAGAUGGCUUCCAACAAGUUCAAGAGGAUGCUGAACCGAGAGCUCACCCAGCUGUCAGAAACCAGCCGUUCAGGGAACCAAGUGUCUGAGUUCAUCUCUAGUACCUUUCUAGAGAAGCAACAUGACAUGGACAUCAUGUCUCCCCCCACCAAGGAGAAGGACAAGAAGAAGCGGCCCAUGUCUCAGAUCAGCGGUGUGAAGAAGGCUACCCACAGCCCCAGCCUUGCACCUUCCACCAUCCCUCGCUUCGGGGUCAGCGCCAGCCAAGAAGGUCUCCUAGCCAAGGAGAUGGAGGAUGUUAACAGAUGGGGAAUUGACAUCUUUAAAGUCUCUGAGUAUUCUGGGAAUCGUCCACUGACAGUCACUAUGUACACCAUCUUCCAGGAGCGUGAACUGCUCAAGUCCUUCAAGAUUCCAGGAGAUACCUUCAUUACCUUCAUGAUGACUUUGGAGGAUCAUUACCAUGCUGAGGUGGCUUACCACAACAACAUCCAUGCUGCAGACGUAGUCCAGUCCACACAUGUCUUGCUGUCCACACCUGCACUGGAGGCUGUGUUUACUGAUCUGGAGAUCCUCGCCGCUCUGUUUGCCAGUGCCAUCCAUGAUGUGGAUCAUCCUGGAGUUUCCAAUCAGUUUCUCAUCAACACCAACUCAGAGCUAGCCCUGAUGUACAACGACUCGUCAGUGCUGGAGAAUCACCACCUGGCUGUCGGCUUUAAGCUUCUGCAGGAGGACAACUGUGACAUCUUCCAGAACCUUAGCAAAAAACAGAGACAGUCGCUGCGCAAAAUGGUGAUCGACAUGGUACUAGCCACAGAUAUGUCCAAACACAUGAACCUACUGGCAGACCUGAAAACCAUGGUGGAGACCAAGAAAGUCACCAGUUCAGGAGUCUUACUGCUGGACAACUAUUCAGACCGCAUACAGGUCCUUCAGAACAUGGUGCACUGUGCAGACCUUAGCAACCCCACCAAGCCUCUUGAGCUGUACCGGCAGUGGACGGACCGCAUCAUGGUGGAGUUUUUCACCCAGGGGGACAGAGAGAGGGACAAGGGCAUGGAGAUUAGCCCCAUGUGUGACAAGCAGAACGCUUCCAUAGAGAAGAACCAGGUGGGCUUCAUUGACUACAUUGUUCAUCCUCUUUGGGAGACAUGGGCUGACCUUGUUCACCCAGACGCGCAGGAGAUCCUGGACACGCUGGAGGACAACAGAGAGUGGUACCAGAGCAUGAUCCCCCACAGCCCUUCACCCCAGCCAGAAGGCCAGGAAGAGGGAGCCGCUGGGGAAACGUCAGCACUCAGCGGGGGCGGUGGCUGUACCUCCGCCGACAAAUUCCAGUUCGAGCUGACCUUGGAAGAAGAAGGAGAGUCUGAUACAGAGAGUCCACCUGAGGAGGAGGAGGAGGAGGAGGUCUACAGUAGUAGCAGGGGGCUUGAACUCUCCAGAACUGAUUCUGGCAGCGGAUAUGAUGCGGUGUCUGCUACGACUCGCCUGCUCCCCAAAAUGUUCACUACUGAGGCAGGCAGGACGUUUUCUUUAGACUCAGAUAAAGAAAUGGCAGAAGACAGAGAAACAGAGCAGGAAGGCGUCUCUGGGGUGCACUUCAGACUCGGCACAUAG